AUGCACUCUUCAAAUGACAGUGCAGUAAAAGCUUGUUUUCAACCGAAUGAACGCGCACAUGCUACUACUGAACGAGUCCGGAACAAUACAGGAGGCAAAAACACGCAAAAGCGGGAAAUAAAAAUCACCACGCAUAACACAAUUAAGAAAAAACCAGUGGGAAAAUAUGCAGUUAAGGGAGCGACAAAACAUCCCUCAAGUGUAGAGAGCAAGAAAAUUGUUCAAACUAGCCAAGAGAUGAAGAUGGAAGAACAACAAAUUUUGGAGAUUAUGAGAAGCAUAGAAAAACAACAUAGGGAAGAUCCUAAUUUUCAAAAUUUUACUAACAAUCCAUUCAUGACACAGGUUUUUACACCGGAUAAAGCAUUAAUGGAACUUGCCGAAAGGCUGAAUAAAACAGCGAAGGAGUGCUCUCGUGAAGAGGAGACAAUGAAAAAUGCUAUGGAUAUGGAUUUAAAUAGUCCAGCCAAAGAAGUGAAACAAGGGACAAAGUCUCCCACCACAAAUGAAGAUGCUUUACUUGAACCUAGAAUUAGUGGUAUUACUGCUGAUAAUGUUAUAAAAAAGAUGGGCAUACCAAAUGGCACCAGAGUUGAAGCUAAUGGUUUCUUAGGUGGGAUUUGGUGCCUUUGGAAAGACAAUUGUCCUAGCAUCACUGUGAUGUCUACAUCUCAGUAUUUUAUUCAUCUUAAAGUGCAGUUGGAUGCUAUUAAUUUUUGGUUUUUAACUAUUGUGUAUGCGAGUCCUAAUGCAGGUCUUAGAGAAUUUACUUGGCAAGAAAUUCGCACUCUUAGUGCUUCAAUUUCAGGGCCGUGGUGUUUAGCUAGAGAUUUUUUAAUACUGUUCUGUCAUCCGUUCACCUUUCAUCGCGGUAACCUUCACGAAAGACUUGAUCGUGUGGUUUGCAACUCUGCUUGGCAACAAAUUUUUCCCUCAAGCUCAAAUGUCCAUCUCCCACUCUCGAGUUCAGAUCAUUGUGGGCUUUGGUUUCGACCCCAACCUGAUACAACGAGAUGUCGCAAAAAUAAUUAUUUUAAAUUUUUAAGGUCUUGGCUUGACCACCCAGAUUUUGAUAAUCAAGAGCGUAUCCUCAGAAGGUUGGAGGGUAUAAAUAGGGCCCUUCAUGAUGGUCCUAAUGAUCGCCUUAUUCACCUUAAAGCUGACCUUUGGGAGGAGUAUCGCCAAAUUACUCAACAAGAGGAAAACUAUUGGUUUCAACAAGCGAGGAGUAAAUGGAUAACCUUGGAUGAUAACAAUACUCGUUACUUUCAUCAAUCUACCUUAGUGAGAAGACGCCAAAACAAAAUUGUGACUCUCCAAGAAAAUGAGGAUAGUUGGAUUUAUGAUGAAAAUACGUUGAAACAACAUGUUGUGGACAACCCAAGCAAGAUCAAAGAAGUGAAUCAAACACUCAUUACUUUGAUCCCUAAGUGUAAUGAAUCAGUUAAAGUUACACAAUUACGUCCUAUUGCUCUUUGCAAUGUUAUUUACAAAGUUGUAACUAAAGUGGUGGCUCAGAGAAUUAGAUUUAUCCUUCCUUAUGUUAUUUCUAAUAAUCAAAGUAGUUUUAUUCCAAGUAGAAGUACUAAUGAUAAUAUUCUUGUUUUGCAGGAAGCUAUACAUAGUUUGAAUCAGAUGCAUGGAAAAAAAGGAUUCAUGAUUCUAAAAAUUGAUAUGGAGAAGGCAUAUGAUCGGAUCGAGUGGAGCUUCAUCAAAGAAAUGCUGGUUCUUCUAAAUAUCCCUAAUAAUAUUCGAGAAUUGAUCCAACAUUGUAUUUCAUCCGCCUCUAUGAGUAUAAACUGGAAUGGAGAACCCACUUCUAGUUUUAAUUCCUCUAGAGGGCUUAGACAGGGAGAUCCUCUUUCCCCUUAUCUUUUUGUUCUUGCUUUAGAAAGAUUGAAUCAUUUUAUUCAGGAUAGGGUAAAUGAAGGUAGAUGGAAACCAUUAUAUUUUGGUAAAGGGGGAGGUCCUAAACUUUCUCAUAUCUGUUUUGCCGAUGAUUCACUACAAGAAAACAACCAUUUACUGACGAAAAUUACUGGCGGUUUAGGCCCUCUAUACGUUUCUGGCGGCCUAAGCCCCCAAUAA
Trifolium pratense (red clover) is the source of this 2088-nucleotide messenger RNA. RefSeq lists its product as uncharacterized. The transcript is spliced from 5 exons. NCBI's taxonomy places the organism in Eukaryota, Viridiplantae, Streptophyta, Magnoliopsida, Fabales, Fabaceae. The coding region runs from base 1 to 2088 and encodes 695 amino acids. The record is from RefSeq and is a predicted model, not a curated record.